Mangifera indica (mango) is the source of this 650-nucleotide messenger RNA. Its product is annotated as translation initiation factor IF-1, chloroplastic-like. The record is from RefSeq and is a predicted model, not a curated record. Lineage: Eukaryota; Viridiplantae; Streptophyta; Magnoliopsida; Sapindales; Anacardiaceae. The transcript is spliced from 2 exons. Gene Ontology annotation, cellular component: cytosol. The coding region runs from base 183 to 602 and encodes 139 amino acids. Gene Ontology annotation, molecular function: ribosome binding; RNA binding; translation initiation factor activity. Gene Ontology annotation, biological process: translational initiation.
CAACUUGAGUAGUUAAGCUGGAUUUUUUGACAGUGAAAUAAAUCUGUCCUUCCAAAUUAUCUACCAAUAUAUUAGGCACUACCUUGUGAUCAACUCAACUCCAAACUCUCAUUGGUUUUAAUCGGCGGGUAUUAGUACGGAAACCUUUCACAGCUCGUUAGGGUUUCAAUAUCAGGUCCAAAAUGCUUCAGCUCUCUUGCAAUCUACACCGUCCAUCUCCUCCUCUGCUCCUUCCUCUUCAACAUUUUUCCCCUGCUCCCUCUUCUAUCGACCGAGUGAAGUUCAAUUUGAAUAAAGGGUUUGUAAAGGUUACAAAGGUUUCGAUAGCGGUAAACAGCAAGAAGAGUGACAGGAGAAGUGAAGAGGGUUCGAGCAGUGACAAGUGGGUCCAUGAAGGAUUCAUUACUGAGUCGCUUCCAAAUGGUAUGUUUAGAGUUCGUUUAGAUAAUGAAGACUUGAUUCUCGGUUAUAUUUCAGGAAAAAUUAGGCAGAAUUUUGUUCGUGUGUUGCCUGGAGAUAGAGUCAAGGUUGAAGUAAGUCGUUAUGAUUCAAGCAAGGGCCGAAUAAUUUAUAGACUUCGCAAUAGAAGUUCCAACGAUUAAGUUGUUACUUAAUCUUGAUAUUUAUGAAAAUUCAUAAAGCUUAUUUUA